Molecule: messenger RNA, 2351 nt
Organism: Rubroshorea leprosula
Lineage: Eukaryota; Viridiplantae; Streptophyta; Magnoliopsida; Malvales; Dipterocarpaceae
Source: the annotation of a GenBank genome assembly
CGUUUUGAGUAGAGGAGUAUGCUAUCGCCGCCCCUCCAUUGCUGCUGCCCCUGGUAAUCCCAAUCUUCUUCUGGUUUUCUUCUCCUGGGCUUCUUUCCAUACUGAUUUUCUCUUUUCAAUUACUCAUGAGGAGGCUCUGUUGUAUGUAUCUCUCUGCUAUUAAAACCCCACACUCUUGUUUCCGCAGCUACCCCACAAUCUGUAGAUAUUUGUUACCAUAUCAUCAUAUGCCAAACGCUGUGUUCUCUCCUCCAAAUUUUUUCAACAUUUCACUACCCUUUAAUCCCCUCUUCAUGAUUAGCCGUGCUGCAGUCUCAUUUUGUUCAAAAACUGUCUCCUUUGAUGAAACCUCUAGUCUCAGUUCCAAUGAUGUUAGGAAAAAAUGUUUAGAUAGUGAUGUUGCGAAAUUAUAUGGGACUAUUAUUGAUAACUCUUCUGCCCAUGGUAAUAUGGAGAAAGCACUUGACCGACUUGGUGUCAAAUUAACAACUCCCUUGGUUCUUGAGGUUCUCCAAAGGCUUCACCUUGAGGAGAAGAUAGCAUUUAGGUUUUUUACAUGGGCAGGUCAUCAAGAAAAUUAUACCCAUGAGUCUCAGGCGUAUAAUGAUAUGAUUGAUAUCUUGUGUAGUACAAAAUAUAAGGUGAAGCAGUUUCGGAUUGUGUGUGAUGUGCUUGAUUACAUGAAGAGGAGCAACAAGGAUGCUGUGCCGGCUGAGGUUUUGAUAACGAUUUUGAGAAAAUACUGUGAAAAGUAUCUGACCCAUGUUCAGAAAUUUGCCAAGAAGAAGAAGAUAAGGGUGAAGACACAGCCGGAGAUAAAUGCCUUUAACUUGCUGUUGGAUGCCUUGUGUAAGUGUAGUCUGGUUGAGGAUGCUGAGGCAAUGUUUAAGAGGAUGAAAAAGAGGGUUAAGCCAGAUGCUAAUGCAUACAAUGUAUUGUUUUUUGGCUGGUGUAGAGUUAGGAAUCCAAAAAAAGGAAUGCAGAUUCUGGAAGAAAUGAUCCAAUUAGGUCAUACUCCCGAUAAUUUUACAUAUAAUACAGCUAUUGAUACCUUCUGCAAAGCAGGGAUGGUUACUGAGGCAGCUGAACUUUUGGAGUUUAUGAGAACAAAAGGUUCAACAAUGUCUUCUCCCACUGCAAAAACUUAUGCAAUCAUGAUUGUUGCUUUAGUGCAGGAUGGCAGGAUGGAGGAAUGCUUUGAACUUAUGGGGCAUAUGAUAAACAGUGGUUGCCUUCCUGAUGUUUCAACAUACAAAGAGUUGAUUGAAGGGAUGUGUUUGGCUGGGAAGGUUGAAGAAGCUUACAAGUUUUUGGAUGAGAUGGCAAACAAAGGUUAUCCACCUGAUAUAGUUACAUACAAUUGCUUUCUCAAGGUACUUUGUGGUAAUCAAAAAAGUGAUGAAGCACUUAGGUUAUAUGAAAGAAUGAUUGAUGUGGGCUGUGAGCCAAGUGUGCAGACCUAUAAUAUGUUAAUUUCAAUGUUUCUUGAAAUGGGUGAUCAUGAGAGUGGAUACAAAACCUGGCAAGAAAUGCAAAAGAGGGGAUGUAGACCAGACAGUGACACUUACUGUGUGAUGAUUGAUGGGCUUUUUGGCUGCAAUAAAAUUGAAGAUGCAUGUUUUCUACUGGACGAGGUUGUGAACAAGGGGUUGAAAUUACCAUACCCGAAGUUUGACUCCUUUCUGAUGCAGCUAUCUGUGAUUGGUGAUCUUCGAGGCAUCCACAAGCUUUCUGAACAUAUGCGGAAGUUUUACAAUCCUGGUAUGGCAAGACGAUUUGCACUGAAUCAGAAGCGCAAGAGCAUGAGUUUAAGAGGGAAGUAAAAGAUUCAACAGUUUUUUAUUAGCUUGUGGAGGCAGUUCCAGUUUGUUUUUCACUGCUUGCAUCUGGUUCAGCUAUGUGAAUUGCUAUAAAUAACAGCAUGGAUCUCUUAUAAUUCUAUAGGGCUCCUGUGAGCUCUAGCCUUGAACCAACAUAUCAUUCCACACUCAUUCUCCUAUUCUCUGAUAUAGCUUUGCUUUCUAGGUGCUUGAGACUUAGAGAGAAGGGUGAGCUUGGAACCCUUUAGUCUAUUCUGGCCAUCAAGUGUGCUUCAUUGUGUGCUCAAAGAACCAUGGUUGUUACUGAAAGAGAGCAGCCAUAAAAACUCCAAAUGUGUAUGUAUAAUAUUUUUUGCUCAUAUCUGUGAUGCUGCCUGCCUUAUUCCUAGAUUAAAUAAAUGCCUUUUCUUUUCAUUGGUGGCAAGCAUUGGAGUUUAGGUAGCAUUCUUAGUGAUCAAUCCUUGGACAAGAUUUUGUAAGAGAAAAGUAUUGUGCUGCAUUGCACUAAAGUAAUAAAAGCUUUGUUGAUUU